GAACGCCAUCGAUGAAGGCCUCUAUUUGGAGGAACCACGAGUCUGGCGCCUCUUGCGAGAAAUAGUUGAAGGCCUGAGUCACAUUCAUGGCCAGGGCAUAAUUCACCGUGACUUGAAGCCGGUCAAUAUUUUCAUCGACUGCGAUGAUCAUGUCAAAAUCGGUGAUUUCGGUUUAGCUACUUCGAAUAUUCUCCACAGUGCCUUGAAGCCAGGUGGCGAGCAAGGUGGCCUCCUGGUGGGCCUUGCUACAAAAUCGCCGGCCGUAAGUUCUUCAGCGCAUGCGCAGAUGGGCACAGCUCUGACGUCACACACGGGACAAGUGGGCACUGCGCUUUAUGUGGCUCCCGAACUCAACACGUUUGGAGUCAAGGCGUCCUAUGAUCAGAAAGUGGAUAUCUACAGUCUUGGAGUGAUUUUCUUCGAGAUGUGCUAUCAUCCAGUUAGCACAGCUAUGGAGAGAUUGAAAAUACUCACUGAUCUGAGACAGCCGGACUGUAUUUUCCCGUCAGAUUUCUUGGAAGAUAAAAAGCCUGAGCAAGCUCAUGUAGUCAGAUGGCUGUUGAACCACGACGCAUGUAGACGCCCGAGUUCACAGGAGUUGUUGCAGUCUCCGCUGAUACCUCCACCCCAACUGGAGGACGCCCAGCUGCAGGAGAUGGUCAGGCAUACACUGUCGAAUCCACAGAGCCGCGCAUACAAGCAUCUCAUCGCUGCUUGCUUCAGUCAGGAACUAUCGCCGGCGCAAGACGUGACCUUCGAUAUGUCGCCGAGUGUUCGCGGCGCGUCGCACGCGGCACAGAUCGAGUUGGUCGCCGAGAAUGUGCGCACUGUGCUCAAACAACAUGGCGCCGUGCACCUGCCCAUGCCUCUGUUGACACCGGCUGCAUCACACGCGGCGACUGGAGUCGUGCGACUCAUGUCGCGCUGGGGUGGCGUGCUGGCCGCGCCCUACGACCUGCGACAGGCGUUUGCGCGACACUUGGCGCAGAACGCGUUUGUCGCGCGACUCAAGCGGUAUGCGAUCGAUCGCGUCUACAGGGAGAGACGGGUGCUCGGGUUUCAUCCGAGGGAACUGUACGAGUGUGCCUUUGAUAUUGUCACGCCUUCUUCCGCGCCUGCGACAUUGGCGGCCGCCGAAGCGGAGUUGUUGUUUGCCGCUAGACAAAUAGUGGGUACUAGAUCCGGCAGUUGCUUCAUAAGACUGAACCACAUGUGCCUCGUCACAGCUGUGUUGCUCCACUGUGGCAUCGACUACUCGAGUCAUGAAAGAGUGUGUUCGCUCCUCGCCAAAACCAAGCUGCAGGAAGGAGGUAACAAUAGUCGCGCAUCGGCUGAGUCGGCACUAAUCGGCAGUGAUCUUGCUGAACAGACUGUGGCGAUGCUGAUCUCCCUGUUGACCAAGGAGGACUCCUACGAGCGGUUGUCUGCGUGGCUGCGUCCCCUCGUGCAGAAAAAGGCCAAGUCGGUCUGUCAGCAAGGACUGCUGCAUCUCAAACAGCUGAUUGAGUAUAUCGGGUUGCUGGGAGUUGAGUGGUCAGUGGUUGUAAGCCUGGGUUUGAUUCACGAGCUGCGAGACUAUUCGGGAGUUGUGUUCCAAGUGGUGUGGGAUCAGAGAGGCAAACAGGGGCGGACUGAGCGAUGUGUCAUCGCUGCCGGCGGACGGUAUGACUCCAUGAUACAUCGGCUCAGACAUUCGCUGCAACUAGGUGUUCCUCCCUCAGGCACAGAGCAACACGCGGCCGGCAUCAGUCUGUCGCUGGACAAGUUGGUGGCAGUGAUGACGUCAUCUGGCCAGGGUGACCAGUGUGGCCACACUCACAGGCAGACAGUGGCCGUGGUUGUGUGCGCGGUUGGCAACACUGGUGAGAGUUGUGCCAGCGGCUCAACGUGCUCAGAGAGCUGUGGGCGGCUGGGAUCAGCUGUUCUUCCAUCGAUGAAGCUGAGAACAACAACGAUGACAUGCAGAGCGUGUGCUUGGAGAUGGGAGCCUCAUUUGUGGUUUACUUGAAAGACGGAGGUUGUCGCAUAAGAAACCUUACAAGAGAUCUCAACAGGGAUAAGAGCCAACAAGAUGGCGGCUGGCUGUCAC
Nilaparvata lugens (brown planthopper) is the source of this 2089-nucleotide messenger RNA. RefSeq names its product eIF-2-alpha kinase GCN2-like. Lineage: Eukaryota; Metazoa; Arthropoda; Insecta; Hemiptera; Delphacidae. The record is from RefSeq and is a predicted model, not a curated record. Gene Ontology annotation, cellular component: cytosol. Gene Ontology annotation, molecular function: ATP binding; eukaryotic translation initiation factor 2alpha kinase activity. Gene Ontology annotation, biological process: protein phosphorylation.